AUGACUUUCCGUCACCGUCCCACCUCCAGCUACCAGCCUUGCGAUACCUUCUUCGUCGAGUCGUACGAUGACUUCCCUGCACCCCGCAUGGAUCCUAAGGAGCAUGCGAAACUGAUUGCCCGGGAACGCCAGUACGCCAUUGCCGACGAGUUGUCCAAGGCUGCAAGUGAAGAAUUCCGUGAUGACAUUCUGUCUCACAUGCUGGACAUGGAUUCCGCUACGCUGCCUGACGUCGAGUCGAUCGAUAUUCAGACUGAGAUCCAGUGGUUCAUGCGUCCUUACCUCCUCGAUUUCCUCAUCGAAGCACACACCGCUUUCCAGCUUCUACCUGGUACAUUGUUCUUGACAAUCAACCUUCUCGACAGAUACUGCUCCAAGCGUGUCGUCUACAAGAGACAUUACCAGCUGGUAGGAUGUGCAGCCCUCCUCAUCGCCGCCAAGUAUGGAGACAAGAAGGACCGUGUGCCCACAAUCAAGGAGUUGAAGUCCAUGUGCUGCUCUCUUUACGAUGAUGAUAUGUUUCUCCAGAUGGAGUGGCACGUCUUGCAGACUCUGGGAUGGACAAUUGGACACCCCACAGUGGACAGCUUCCUCCAGGUCGCUGUUCUGGACACCCCUUACGACCCAGAGGUUGAGCACUUGGCCUUGUACAUAUUAGAAAUCUCGCUCUUCCACCGGGAGUUUGUCUCGAAGCCAUCCUGUGAUCUCGCCAGAGCGUCUUUGGCUCUCUCGCGCUGCAUCCUUAACCGGCCCCAGCCUCGUCACACCGAGUGGGCAUCGCAAUACGACUCUAUGACCUUGGUUGGUCUGUCGCAACAACUGCACCAGCCCUCUCAAGUGUUGUCGAGAAAGUACUCGUCGGCUCACUACUCCCGCGUGUCGAAGCUCCUCGAGCAAUUCCUCACUCGUCAAGCCUCUAUUGCCACCUACAUUCCCCCGAGCCCCCCGUCCGAUGUUGCUGCCGAGUCGAAGCCUUACAAUGGAGAGAUUGGCCUGGUUACUCCUCAAAAGAGCCUCCCCUCGACCAUGCACCACGGCUACCUUACUCCGCCCAUUACCCCUGAAAACGAAGCCUUCGCCAAUGGGGGUAAUCCCACUUUUGUCAAGACAGUGGCUGGAGUUACAACCUGCUCGCCUUCCCCGACACCUUCACCGAACAUGCCGUACGUCAGCUCGAAUCCUUACCAGCAGGAGACCGUCUACGUGCAACCACAGCAGUUCCAACCCCAGGUUGCAUUCCACACUGGCUACUAA
Messenger RNA from Aspergillus wentii DTO 134E9, 1254 nucleotides. Its product is annotated as G1/S-specific cyclin. The transcript is spliced from 2 exons. The coding region runs from base 1 to 1254 and encodes 417 amino acids. The record is from RefSeq and is a predicted model, not a curated record. Gene Ontology annotation, cellular component: cyclin-dependent protein kinase holoenzyme complex; centrosome; nucleus. Gene Ontology annotation, molecular function: cyclin-dependent protein serine/threonine kinase regulator activity. Lineage: Eukaryota; Fungi; Ascomycota; Eurotiomycetes; Eurotiales; Aspergillaceae. Gene Ontology annotation, biological process: mitotic cell cycle phase transition; regulation of cyclin-dependent protein serine/threonine kinase activity.